AUGAAACGAACUAAUAAUGGUCGUGUAAUCAAAAGUCUAGAUUUGAAGGCGCCCAAGGCUAAACUUUUGGGUUCAGGAGCCAAUGGAGGAGCUUGCGGAAAACCGUACGGCAUCAAAGAUAAAGGCAUCUGUCUUUGGGCUGGGACGAAUUCAAAAUCGGAGAUACCUAAAGGACUCGAUUCUGGUUGGGUUACCGGGUGG
This is a messenger RNA of Puccinia graminis f. sp. tritici CRL 75-36-700-3, 201 nucleotides long. RefSeq lists its product as uncharacterized. NCBI's taxonomy places the organism in Eukaryota, Fungi, Basidiomycota, Pucciniomycetes, Pucciniales, Pucciniaceae. The record is from RefSeq and is a predicted model, not a curated record. The annotation marks the transcript as partial. The transcript has 3 exons.